Molecule: messenger RNA, 690 nt
Organism: Symbiodinium necroappetens
Lineage: Eukaryota; Dinophyceae; Suessiales; Symbiodiniaceae
Source: the annotation of a GenBank genome assembly
AUGGAGCCCUGUCUCGUCGGCGACUCGUGGAUCUUGGAUCCAUAUGAAAAUGCGGGUCAACAUGUAGGGAGCAUCAUCACUUUCUGGUCAAUGUCCUUCCUGAUGCUGUUGCAUUUGGGCGCGGUUGCCAAAGGCGCCAGGAAGGAUGGGAGAACGCGUGCCGUUCCAGUGCUCCUCACGAUAUUUUUUUUCUGCAGCUUCGUCUCCGCUGUUCUCCAAGCGGUGUCCCACAGCUUCAGCACUGGCACUACAAAGACUCAGCUUCUGCUCACGGCCCGGUUGUGGAUGGGCUUCGCUGCGGGAACCUGUCUCUUUCUGGGAACCAGCAUUGGGGAAGCCCUGAUGGCCGGCAACCGCGAAAUGGCAGCCCUGCGGACUCUCAAUUGGGUCUUCUUCGUGUUCGGGGCCGGUGCCUCUGUUUUGGUCUUGGCACUGGCUUCAGAUGGCGAUGAUCUCGUGCAAGCCGCAGUGAUGAGCGCAGCCUUUCUGUGGGCAGACGCCUUCUGGAUCGCCACUUGUUUGAAGAUGCAGCGGGAAGGCUCCAUCCAAGAGAAAAGUAUAUUCUUGCCGAAGAUUGGCGGGCCGGUCCUCAUGGCUCUGGCCUUUUGGAUUCUUGCAAUCUUGGAACCAACUUGCGGUGCUAAAGGCCAUUCAGAUUGCUACAAAUCCUGCUCCUUAGUAGCUGAGUAG